AUGGGAAAAAUUCUCCACUGCGUUAGUCACUCAUGUAGGACACACGAUACGACAGGUGGGGUGAUGCCUUACCUCCUCUCUAAAAAACAAAUCAGCUAUACACAACACAACAGCAGAAAUAUCAACUCGAAAAAUGCCUACCUGUACGAUUUGUACAGAUCUUUGGAGAACUGCAAAAAUGCAAGUAACCUGUACAAACUGAGCUGCAAAAUAAAGGGGUGCCAAAUAUAUGACCUGUACAUAUGGAGAUUAAUAGAACAGAAGUUUUACAAAUUUCAUAAGGAUCUAACACCCAAAGAAAUUUCCUCUAUCAUUAAUCAUUUUAAGCAAAUAAAAAUUAAUGACAGUAAAAUAUACGAACGCUGUGUUGAUAUAAUUCUUCCAACCAUAGGUUCCUAUUCGGUACAAGAUUUGUCUGUCCUAUGUUUGUCUCUCACGUACUUUAAUAAAGUGAACUCCUCCUUUAUGGACAGAGUAGCAGAUGCUAUAAUUAAAUUAUACGAGAGCGAAAAGACCAAAAUACAACAACUGUGUAAAAAAGAGCUUCAACAAAUUUUCAUUUCCUACGUACAUAUAAUUGGAGCCUAUAGCAAAGUAGGCCAUAAGCACAUUGAAUUAUUUAAAAUAGCUUCUGUAUAUAUUCAUUUGGCACUUACUGCCGAUAUGUACAUUCCUCCCAAAAUCCUUAUCAAGAUAAUCACCUCCUAUUCGACGGUCAAAAUAAAGCACAGCAAAAUAUUCGAGCUAAUAGCCAAGCACAUACCCACGGUCAAAAUUACGGAUGACGAACUGAAGAGCAUAAAGCGAAAUUUCGACCAACUCGGCUACUCCUGUGAAACCCUGGACAAGUACAUCCAAUACAGGCUAUCCUAA
Messenger RNA from Plasmodium fragile, 873 nucleotides. RefSeq lists its product as uncharacterized. The coding region runs from base 1 to 873 and encodes 290 amino acids. The transcript has 3 exons. The record is from RefSeq and is a predicted model, not a curated record. NCBI's taxonomy places the organism in Eukaryota, Apicomplexa, Aconoidasida, Haemosporida, Plasmodiidae.